Messenger RNA from Xenopus laevis (African clawed frog), 2000 nucleotides. RefSeq lists its product as uncharacterized. The record is from RefSeq and is a predicted model, not a curated record. The transcript has 7 exons. NCBI's taxonomy places the organism in Eukaryota, Metazoa, Chordata, Amphibia, Anura, Pipidae. The coding region runs from base 770 to 1759 and encodes 329 amino acids.
CCACAACCUCACUGUCCUGACUGUGAAGAACCCCCUACGUUGCUUCAAUAUUAGUUUUUAAAAGGAAUCACUGCAACAAGUAACGUGAUUGAGGGCAUCAACCAAAACCACAGCUGGUCAAUAUUUACGGUUUCAAUCGUUUUUUAUUGAGAAAUUUUUCAACAGUCAUUAAAGGUCAAAUUUUAUAUUUUGACAUAUCCAUAAUAGUAAGAUGAUUACAUUUUUAAUACAAAGAAAGUUAAAAAAGUUUUAGUGUAAUAGCAUCAAGUUCUCUAAGUAAUUCUAGCUGGUCAAUAUUUAGAAGCUAAUCAUACCAAUGUGUUUUUGUCUUUGCAAUUUUCUUUAAUAGGAGUUAAUCUAGGGGAUGUCACCCUAAAAUUGCCUUAAGUGCUACAACCCUAAUAGCAAAAUACUUUCAUAUUAAGGUGUGUUCAAGAAAGAUUAUAUCACUAGGCUCUGUAUAUACUGCAAACAUCCCAGGGUAACGCUUUCAUUUACAAAAUAAAGGAAUUUAUGGAGGUUAUUUCUACUCAAGCUGCCCUGAACCACAGCAAUAAAUUGAAAGUAAUUAACCUGCCAUGUGCUGUACCUGUUUCAUAAGUCGCUGUUACUUAAGCACAAAGUCUCAGAGAUAAGAUUCACAUGUCUGCUGGAAUAGUACAUAAAAGACCCAUCCUCGUGCACGGCAUUUACACCUCAAGCAACAAUACGGAGCAUAACCCGCAACACCUGCUCUGCCUAGAAAUUGCAUAUUGUCUGAGCUGAGAUCAUGGCUAAACACAACUGGCUGCUGUUUUCCCUUAUCAUCCUCACGGCAGUAUCAUAUAUAGUGACUGUAGCAUUCAAUGCUUUAUCAGCAAUAACAAACAAUGGUGUAUUUGCAACAACUGCAGGCAACAUUUCCGACAGAUACUCCCUGGAUGUCACCCCUGCAGGCUGGACGUUUUCAAUCUGGUCUGUGAUCUAUAUUUGGAAUGGGGCAUGGAUCAUCUAUGUUGUCACCACACUUUUCAGAAGAAAUGCUGAGGGCUAUAUAUAUGUAACGGCCAGACUGCACCCUCCUGAAUUUUUUGUGGUAUGGAUCGUUAACAACAUAGUCAACAUCGGCUGGCUUUUCCUGUGGGAUCAAGAGAUCCUGAUAUUUGCCAAUGUGUUCAUAGUUUUGCUGCCAAUUUCACUAUACCUGAUGCUUGCCAUAUCAUACCGCAACUGCUAUAAGUAUGGCGCUUGGAUGUCUCAAAACAACCCGUCUGACUUGUGGUGCACGCGAAUCUUGGUGCAUAAUGGAUUAGCAACAUAUGCUACAUGGACAUCAGUCGCUACAUUCCUCAACUUUGGAAUUGUCUUAAAAUAUUAUGUUAAAAUAGAGGAUCCGAAUGUCAGCAAUAUCAUACUGUGCCUCAUCUUCCUGGCCCUGGUCUUCUGGCUUAUGAUGGAAACAUUUGUCUUUGAAAAAUAUGUUCGCUAUACUUUUACUAUAUAUCCUGUGGCGAUUGUUGCUGCUGUUGGAGUAUAUACUGGAAGUGAGACUUCAUCUGAGCUGUCAACAGUUAAUAUGAUUAACGUGGUGAUUAUCGGAGUGAGUUCCUUUGCAUGUCUCUUGCGCAUCAUAUUGCUCUUCACAUGCCAUAAACUGAGGCCUUUGUUCUCGGAGAAAACCUUGAACACAUUUAAGGAAGAAAUAAUUGGCAGCGGAAAGAAGACAUUAGGAAUCCAAGGCCACAUCAAUCCAAUCACCAUAGAAAUGGCAGAAUCUUGACUUGAAACCAUAAGCAUUUCUGUACGUUGUUGCUUUAUUUAUUUGUAAUGUUGGAACACAGUUUAAAACAGGGACAUUAAUACAGUAUUUUUAAACAUUUAUUUUUUUCAAUUUGGGGCCCUUUAAUUUGUGUUGUUCAGAACCCCUCUAACCUUGGAGCUGGAUGAUCAAUUGUUGUUUGUAUCAUUUGCUGAUUUCUUAUAACAAUGUACUGUAUGGAUUCUUUUAUAAAAUAAACACA